CACUCAGCUACUGAGAUUGUAUCAGACGGAGAGAUUUACAAAACUGUUAUUUAGCAAACCUAUUCACUUGCGUUUCAGCGUUGCUUGCACUGCAUUAGUGCACGUUAGUUUGUGCAAAAUAUUUUCUGUGCUCGAAUAUAUUCUCGUUUUAAAGUAUUAUAUCUCGUGCUCGAUGGAUUUGUUGUGGUUGCUGUGUGUAACGGUGAGCGUCAGCGCCUGGCACGCGUCUGGGGAACGACACAGUGUAUACUGGAACAGUUCAAACCCACAUUUUCUGUGGAACGAUUACACCGUGGAGGUCCGCAUCAAUGACUACCUAGACAUCGUGUGCCCACACUACACUCGUGGCAAGAUCCCAUCCCAGGAGGCCGAGCGGUACGUGUUGUACAUGGUGGAGCUGGAGGAUUAUGAAGCCUGCAAGCCCCAGUCAUUUGACCAGCUGCGCUGGGAGUGCUCCAGACCCUUCGCUGCCCACGCUCCUGAGAAGUUCUCUGAGAAGUUCCAGCGCUACACUCCCUUCACUCUGGGCAAGGAGUUUCGCCAGGGAGAAAGUUACUACUAUAUUUCCAAACCUCUUCACCAUCAUGGACAAGAGUGUUUGAGACUGAAGGUGGAUGUGGUUGGAGCUCAUGGUUCCAAAAACAAGAAAAUGACAGUGGAAAAGAAAGAGAUGGAAGAAAGAAAGAUGGCUGCAGGAGGCGUUCACAAUCCAUCUAACAGGCUUCCGGCAGCAGAUGACCCCAUCGCAAUGAUCCCAGUUGUAGAGAGGAGCGUGGGCAGUUCUGGUGUCCGCGCUACUUCGGUCUCAAUUUUGGUCACGUUGGCCUCUCUAUUGCUCAUAGUGCUUCUACACUGAGCCUCAUAAGAACUUUUUGGACUCUGGUCCUUUGGGAGACAACAGACUUUACGCCGGUGCUGGUCACUGGCUCCACAAAAAUUUUAUACCAGGAAUUUUUUAUACGAAGUAAAUAGACUGAAGUUUUGGUGCUGGUGUGAAAGUAUUGUGUGUGUGUGUUGCGUGAUGUGUCUGUGAGAGUGACAUUGUGACCAGAGAAUGGUGUUACUGAAUAACCUAUUUGUUUUUGAAGAGUAUUUACCAUUCUGAAAUGAUUUCCCUGUUUAGCUCUUUCCACACUUAUUUUUGUAGACUGUAUUGGGCAGUUUCCCAGACAGGGUUUAGUUUAAGUCAGGACUAGGCAUUAAGUUGUAUUAUUUAAGUCAUUUUUACAAUUCAGAAAUUUAAGUUUUACAAACAUACCUUGACACAAAGCAAUGGCCUUGAUAUAUUAAGAUAUGUGAGUGCAAGCCGUUUUCAGUUAGGACAUCUCAAACUACUUUUUAGUCUUGGAGUGACUUUAGCCCUGUCUGGGAAACUGACCCUAUGUGUUUUGUUCUACCUGAAAAUCAUCACAAUUAUACUUACCAAUGUUAAAAACAAACCUUAAAGUCUGGAGAUCUUGUUGUUUACCAAAUAAUUGUUUCUGAACUCAAGAAUGGCUAUAUAUUGUGUUUGAUCAUCUCUCGAAUGUACCAAGCUUAAAACCUUUGAGCCAAAGAUCACGGGUAUCACUUACACCUUACCCUGACUUUGAACCUUAUAAAGAAUUGAUGUUUGUGCAUAUAACAGUGUUUGUAAAUCUAAAACAGUUAUGGAGCAUUGAUGUUUUCCUGUUUCAAUCUGUUGUUGCUGUUGUUUAAGUUGGUUUCUGUGAUGUAAUGUGAACACACCCUACAAAAUGUACUGCCACUAAUUCAGAAAGCCACUAAUCAUACUGCAAAGAUAUAGAUAAUAUCAGAUUUGUUUUCUUUCAUAACAACAUUUGGUCAGCUAUGUUAAGUUAUGCAUUUUGUGUGUGUGAGAGUUUGUAUGUGCGUGAGAGAGAGGCUGGACUUCUCUUCUGAUUCUGACAGCAAGCAAAACUGUACUUGCACACAGAAAUUAUUCAAAUUCUCUAAGUUAAAUGGAAAUUUGCUUUUGUAAAAAGUUUGUGUUUUGGUUUAUACACAUGUAAAUAGUUCUGUAAAAAAUGUACAUAUUGAGAGUUAUAUAAAAUAAAAACCUUUGUUAAUUAUGAAAA
Molecule: messenger RNA, 2078 nt
Organism: Paramisgurnus dabryanus
Lineage: Eukaryota; Metazoa; Chordata; Actinopteri; Cypriniformes; Cobitidae
Gene: efna1b
Product: ephrin-A1b
Biological process (GO): ephrin receptor signaling pathway; axon guidance
Cellular component (GO): plasma membrane
Molecular function (GO): ephrin receptor binding
Source: RefSeq, a predicted model, not a curated record